AUGUUUUUGGAGUAUCCAGUUGAUUGUGAAUUCCCGAUUGAAAAUCUUCCUUAUGGUGUUUUCUCAACUCCACAAGAUAAGCGUCGACGUAUUGGAGUUGCGAUUGGAGAUUAUGUAUUGGAUCUCUCCAUUAUUAAGCAUUUAUUUAAUUCUAAAAACCUCAUUAACCACCAAAAUGUUUUUGAGGAAGAAACGUUGAAUGCAUUCAUGUCUCUUCCUUGCGUUGCAUGGAAAGAAGCACGAGCAAUUUUACAGAGAAUUUUGGGUCGAAACGAUGGAACUAUUCGCGAUAAUGCAGAGUUACGAGCAAAAGCUUUAUUCUUACAAAAAGAUGUUAUAAUGCACUUACCAGCAACAGUCGGUGAUUAUACAGAUUUUUAUUCUUCAUUUUACCACGCCUCAAAUGUUGGAAUGAUGUUCAGAAAUAAGGAUGAUCCACUUCUCCCAAAUUGGAAGUGGUUGCCAGUUGGUUAUCAUGGUCGAGCAUCUAGUAUUGUGGUAUCCGAGACUCCAAUUUAUAGGCCAUACGGCCAGAUUAAAACUGAUCAAGCUGAUCGUCCUGAAUUUGGCCCAUCGAAACUCGUUGAUUUUGAACUGGAAAUGGCCUUUUUCAUUGGUGGUCCUGCAACGAAUGUCGGUGAAAUAGUUCCUAUUGAAAAAACCGCGGAUCGAAUUUUCGGAAUGGUUCUUAUGAAUGAUUGGAGUGCUCGAGAUAUUCAAAAAUGGGAAUAUGUUCCAUUGGGUCCAUUUCUUGGCAAAAGUUUUGGUACAACAAUUUCACCUUGGAUAAUUACAAUGGACGCUUUAGCACCAUUUGUUAUUGCGAAUCCUGUUCAGGAGCCAGCUCCUAUGUCUUAUCUGCAACAUAAUGAUCCAUACACUUUCAAUAUUCAUCUCGAGGUUUCCAUAAAACAUUUUAUUCUAAUAAUUCAUAAAUGUUUUUCGAAUAUGUAUUGGACAAUGAAACAACAACUUGCUCACCAUACGAUUAAUGGUUGCAAUAUAAGACCUGGUGAUUUAAUGGGGUCAGGAACAGUGUCAGGCCCGGUACUGUCAGAAAAUUCGUUUGGUUCGAUGCUUGAACUCUCAUGGAAUGGAACAAAGAAGAUAACGGUCGGAAAUCAGCAACGUAUAUUUCUUCAUGAUAAUGAUGUAGUUAAUUUGAAAGGAUGGUGCCAAGGUGAUGGUUUUCGCAUUGGAUUUGGUGAUUGUCGUGGCAAACUGCAUCCGGCUUCUAUGAAAAAAUAG
Molecule: messenger RNA, 1248 nt
Organism: Dracunculus medinensis (Guinea worm)
Lineage: Eukaryota; Metazoa; Nematoda; Chromadorea; Rhabditida; Dracunculidae
Source: the annotation of a GenBank genome assembly